AUGUCAUUCAAGGAAUUAUUAAUCGAAAUUGGUCCAGAAAAUUUAUUACCAGAAAAAUUGUUACCAAGCUUAUUGCAGAUUAAACCAAACGAAAUUGAUCAAGGCAUAGCAUUAAUAUUAGCUGAAAUAUUAAUACCUGGGUCUCAAGGGUUAUCCCAAGGAUUGACUUUUGCCAGUAGCUUACCAGGUUCAAACGCCAAAGGUGCUCAAUUACAAGCAUGUUUCAAAUCUAUCGAGAGUUCCGGAAAAUUCAAUGUCAACUGGUACGAAGUGUUUAAUCACGUGCAUCAAUAUUUAUUUGACUCGUCACAAAGAGAUAUCCAACCAUCAGUUGGCAGCAUUACCCAAUUCUUAUCGUCAUUAGAUUUCAAGCAAGAACCAAUAGAUAUAUUUUUGAAUUACGAAUGGUGGUUCAAUAAAACAUUGUUGUAUAUCUUGCACUCACUGGAUGCAUCGCAGGGUGGUUAUGAUAUAUCGUUGCUGCCUAAUUUAGCUUACUGUUUUGAGGAAGACAAAAACACCCCCCAAACUAGAAGGAACAUUUUGAAGUUUAUCAAUGUCGGUAAACUAGAAAUUCAAGUAAUAACCAAAAUACAACAGCAACAGCAACAGCAACACCAAUUGAGUGAACAGGAUAAAAAACUAAACACUUUUUUAAACCAAUUAUUCGAGCAUGAUUAUCGUGUGUUCCCCGAGUAUAUUUUGGCUGCAGCAUUAACUGUCGUUGAGAAAUCCCAAUUUAUAAAUGACUUGAUUGAUACCUUGUUUUAUUUGUUGGUAGAUAGCGCAAGUCCUUCGUUGCCCAAAGUAGUACGUUUGCUUAAGGAAUCAGGGCUUGCAGCCGUUAAAUUAGCUGACUACUACAAGAGCAGAAAAACCAUUGCUGCAGCUGAUAAAGUGUUGACCUUAGCAUCCAGUUUUGAGUUAACCCAAGAAAUAUUGGAUAUAUUUUGGGCGUUUGACCUGAAAAUUGCUAUCAAGCUUUUGGUAGAAUCAAGUCUUUUCGGAUACGACUACAAAUCUGUUAUUGAAUCCAAGCUCAAGGAUCCACAAGCCAAAACAUCCAUUUAUCAAGCAUUGUGCGAAGCAUUGGACGAGCGUGCUCAAAAAGAUUAUGAAAGGGGCCAGCAGGUUCAGCAAGCACAACAACUUCAACAACAACAAGCGCUCCCACCUCAUCAAGUUUUAAAAAUCCCCACUGUUUAUUAUUUGCUCGAAAAAAUAAAAUCAAGCAAUGGGGUUAUUGAUGCUAAGACAUUGAGAAACCUUCAAUUGUUGUUGUUGACAACUUAUCCAAGAUUAAUUAAUUUUGGAAAUGGUCAUGAUGAAGCCAUUUUAGCCAACGAGGAGAAAUCUCCUUUUUUCCCACCUACCGUUGAGAUGGAAAUGAAAGCUUACUACUCUAAAAUGUAUAACAAAGAGCUUGAGAUCAAAGAGAUUGUUGAUAUGUUGACUCAAAUGAAGGCAAGUGACGAUCUCCACAGUCAAGAUGUCUUUGCAUGCAUGAUACACUCGUUACUAGACGAGUAUAAAUUUUUCUCCGAAUAUCCGUUGUCAGCGUUGGCUUCGACAUCUUUGUUGUUUGGGGCGCUUUUAGAAAAAGAUUUGAUUCAAGGUACAACCUUGACUGUUGCAUUAAAUUUCAUUUGGGAAUCCUGUAAUCAACCACAAGAUUCACAUUUGUUCAAAUUUGCCGUGCAAUCAUUGUACAACUUCAAAUCAAGGUUGCAUGAAUAUCCAAUUUAUUGCAAACAUUUGUUGGAAUGUCGUUCAUUAUCUGCCCACGCUAAGAUGUACCAGAUAGUAAAGGAUGCAGCUAAUGGUAUACCAUGCGCCACUGGUGCAGCUCCUACCCAAACUAAUACACCAGAGGUUGGUCCAAAAUAUCAGUCCAUUAAUUAUGUUGACAGAACUAUUGGUUAUGCAACCCAAGAGGGACCGCCAGAGUCCAUCAGAGAUAAGUUGUUAUUCAGUGUUAACAAUAUGACAGGUGAAAAUCUUAGAUUAUCCGAAAUCCAAGAGGUAUUGACUGAGAGCUAUUUUGCGUGGUUUUCAGACUACUUGGUGUCGGACAGAGCCAAGGCAGAGCCAAACAACCAUGAAUUAUAUUCCACGUUGGUCAAGUCGUUGGGCAACCCAAUAUUUUUUGAGUAUAUUUUGAAUGUUUCUUUGAAAGAGGUUGAUCAUAUCAUUCGUAAUUUUAAAGAUUCAAGAAGUGAAAGAAACCAAUUGAAGAAUUUAGGUGCUUGGUUAGGAAGAAUCACAUUAGCCAACGACAAACCAUUGAGGAGAGAUUAUAUUGCAUUAAAGUUCUUGUUAGUGGAGGCAUAUGAUUUCAACUCAUUGCCAUUGAUUCUUCCCUUUGUGUGUAAAAUCUUGGAUCAGGCUCAAUAUUCAAAAGUGUUCAAACCACCAAACCCUUGGGUUGUUGGGGUUAUGAAGGUUUUAUCUGAGUUGUAUGAAUGUGCAGACUUGAAAUUACAAUUAAAAUUUGAAAUUGAAGUGUUGUUGAAUUCAUUCAACAUGAAGAUAAAAGAUAUUGAACAAAGUACUAUUAUUAGAAACCACAACCCUGAACCAGCUGCAUUGGCGAGAAUGUUUGGUAUCAGUUCACAAUCAGUGAAUUUGGCUAAUGAAAUGACAAAAUUGUCUUUAGAAGGUUCGCAAUUGGCUAACAACAUGCAAGCACCAUUCCCACAACAAAUAAUUGAAUCUAAACAGUUCCCGGGAAUUUCCCAACCGCAGAUGCAAAAUGUUUUACAGCAACAACAAAAUUUACCACCACAGCAACAGCUUCAAGGACAGUUACCACCACAGCAACAAGCAGAACCUGCGUUGGAUACCAGCUUCAGCACUUUAAUUGGGAAUUCCAUUUUCACCCAGCAUGCAAAUUUGCGAAGAGCAUUCCAAGCAUCUUUAUCUCGUGCUGUUAGGGAAUGUACUCCACACAUUUGUAACAAAGUUGUGGAAACUGUUGUUACUACUACCAAAGCUUUAAUAACUAAGGAUUUUGCCACAGAACGUGAUGUUGAGAAAUUGCGUAACAGUUAUCACAAAUUGGCAUUGCUGUUAUCUCAUGCAAUGGUGUCAUGCAAUGGAAGAAAAGCAUUGGUAGAAACCAUUGAGGCUACUAUGUUGCAGUUGUUGGGAAACAAUCCAAAUGAAGUUCCUCUAGCUGAAUUGAAUAAUGCCAUUCAAGCUAAUGUUGGCUUAUGUGUUGAUAUUGUUGAUGUGUUGGUCGGGGAAAGUAUUCUUGAUUUGAUAGAGGCAAGAAUGCAGACAGAGGUAUUUUUGCGUGAACAUCAUAAUGCCACAGUUCCAAAUGAACCGUUUAUUGAAGAAGGGGCUAGUGAGUACUCGUUGAGAUUACCAAAUCCAUUAGGGUUAGCGCCUACUGGAUUGAGUACACAACAAUUGAAGAUUUAUGAACAUUUCGGAGAAACAAGAGUGGAUCAAAUUGUACCCCCUCCAGGAAGUGCAGCUAUAACACAACAGCAACCACAAUCAUUGGCACCAUUACAACAACAAUCACAAGCGCCAGCUGGUGUAGGGGUAGGAGCAGUAGCACCACCACCACAACAACAGAAAGAACGUGUUGUUGCGCAAGCACAAGGUGUUCCUGAUGAUAUUGUUUCCUUUGAACAAUUGUUUGCUGCUAUUACUGCCAAUUGUGACAAAGCAGUUCAACUUGUUUCUGAAGUCACAGAAACCAAAUUAGCAGAUUUGCCACCAAACCAUUCCAUUAUGGCAGCAUUGACUCAAGCUUUAGUUAUUGCACAAAGCAAUGCCAUAAAAUAUCCUGAGUUGUUAUUAAAGGCUGCACAAUAUGCAGUUAACUGUUUGUUUACCCAGGCGCAUGAAAACCCAAUGAGUAAUGAGAUUUAUGUUGUUAUUUUGGAUAAAUUGUGUGAAUAUUCGCCUUCUACAGCCAAGGAUGUUAUCUGGUGGCUUGUACACUCAUCUGAUCAACGUAAGUUUAACAUGCCAGUUAUGCUUUCAUUAUUAAAGGUUCAAUUGAUCCAACCAAUUAAAUUAGAUUUAUCCAUUGGGAAGUUGAUUAAAGAGACAAACAAUCCGGUUGUGGUAAAGUUUGCAGCUAGUUUGUUGACCAAUAUUUUCACAUCAGAGGAUAUGCGUCCUAUUGCGUUACGAUCAGAGUUUGCUAAUACAUUAGAUGCCUUAUCUAAAUACCAAGGAAAUGAUCAAAGCGAUGAACAUAGACAAGCAAAGGAAGCAACUAGUACAUUGUUCAAACUCUUGAAUGAGGCAGCACCAGCGUCAAACCAAUUAUUUGCCCAAUUGGGUUAUAUAUUUGCUGAAUGGGUAAGAUUGUUGACUCAUGGAGACGAGGCAACACAUGAAUUGCAGAUUGAGUUUGUCAAGGGAUUGAUUCAAGCAGGUAUACUCAAUAAUCCUGAAUAUGUAAAGACUUUUUUCAAGGCAGCUAUUGAGAUUUCCAUCACUUCGUUUGCCACUGAACAUGAGUUACGUUCAAGAACUCAACAUGAAACGUACCUUGCUGUUGAUACUUUGGCUAUGUUGAUUGUUCGAAUUGUUUUAUUGAUUGAAGAUUCUAAGCAGGCCAUUGACUAUUUGAAGAAAGUGUUGGGAAUAAUCAUUUUGAAUUUAAUUAAUGACCAUGAGACUUCAAAGGCUAAUUGGAAUGAACGUGCGUAUUUCAGAUUUUUCUCAUCUUUGUUAUCGACAUGGUGUGAUGCUUCAGUUUUGGAUGAAGAAGCUACUGUUAAUUUAGAUGUUGAAUUUUAUAAUUAUCUUGGUGAAUUAUUCAAUGCCUUGCAACCAAUUGUUAUACCUGGAUUUACCUUUGCUUGGAUUUCAUUGAUUUCGCAUCGUAUGUAUUUGCCCAAGCUAUUGGAAUUACCAGAGAGAAAAGGAUAUUCAACAUUGGUCAAGUUGUUGAGUUCGGCUUUGAAAUUCCAACAAGUUUAUGGUAACAAGCAAUCAUCGAGACAACACGAACAUGAGCAUGAACAAGAACAAGAGCAUGAACAGAAAGAUGAGAAAGAGAAACAAGAAAACUCACAACAAGGACCUGAUGUGAUCAAUGUAACCUACAAGGCUAUUAACAGAAUUUUCAUUGGUAUUUUACAUGAUUUCCCUGAAUUUUUAGUAGAAUGCCAUUAUCAAUUAGUGACUAAUAUUCCGAGGGGAUACAUUCAAUUAAGAAAUAUUGUUUUAUCGGCUACUCCCAAAGAUAUCCAUGUACCAGAUCCUUUCACUCAAGGGUUAAAAGUUGAAAGAUUACCUGAGAUCAAUGAAUCACCAGUAGUAUUUUAUAAACCAAUUGAAGAUUUGAGUAAAGUUGGAUUGAAGAAACCGGUUGAGAACUUUUUGAGAAUUCCUGCGCCAGGAUUGAUGAGAACCAUUUAUAAUGGAUUAAAAUUGAAUCAACCUAAAGAGGUUAAUGAUUUGGGAUAUGAAGAAACAAUUCAUUUCAAUAUAAAGUUGAUCAAUGCGUUAGUGUUGCAUGUUGGAAUAUCCAGUGUUGCUGAUAGAUUACCGAACAACCGAGGAUUUAACACCAAAUCAUCACAAGUGGCACUAUUAGUUGAUUUAAUGAAUUAUGGAAACACUGAAUUCAAGUAUCAUUUGAUCAAUGCUAUUGCUAAUCAAUUGAGAUAUCCAAAUAGCCAUACCCAUUGGUUCAUUGGUAUUAUCUUACAUUUCUUCAGUAAUAACAAUAUUUGGAACAGUAAUAGCAAUAAGUUGGUUGUACAAGAGAUUAUCACCAGAGUUUUAUUGGAAAGAAGAAUUAGCAAUAAACCACAUCCUUGGGGAUUAACUAUUUUAUUUACCGAAUUGGUUAAAAAUGGGGAUUACGGAUUUUUUGAAUUACCAUUUGUCAAAGAUUCAGUUGAAGAGGUGAAGAAUAUUUUCAAUGUUUUAAGUGUCAAUGUUAAAGGGUCAACUCCUUAG
This is a messenger RNA of Candida dubliniensis CD36, 5937 nucleotides long. It is a transcript of the gene CDC39, whose product is annotated as CCR4-NOT core subunit. Bases 1 to 5937 code for a protein of 1978 amino acids. Gene Ontology annotation, biological process: nuclear-transcribed mRNA catabolic process, deadenylation-dependent decay. Gene Ontology annotation, cellular component: CCR4-NOT core complex; P-body. The transcript has a single exon. The record is from RefSeq and is a predicted model, not a curated record. NCBI's taxonomy places the organism in Eukaryota, Fungi, Ascomycota, Pichiomycetes, Serinales, Debaryomycetaceae. Gene Ontology annotation, molecular function: molecular adaptor activity.